Lindgomyces ingoldianus is the source of this 1555-nucleotide messenger RNA. Its product is annotated as 4-hydroxybenzoate polyprenyl transferase. Gene Ontology annotation, biological process: ubiquinone biosynthetic process. The record is from RefSeq and is a predicted model, not a curated record. Gene Ontology annotation, cellular component: mitochondrial inner membrane. Gene Ontology annotation, molecular function: 4-hydroxybenzoate polyprenyltransferase activity. Bases 189 to 1460 code for a protein of 423 amino acids. The transcript has 2 exons. Lineage: Eukaryota; Fungi; Ascomycota; Dothideomycetes; Pleosporales; Lindgomycetaceae.
GCCAACUGUUGAUGAUCGGACGCGAUCAUUCGCCUUGUUAUCCUUUCAUUCUCCACGAGGCUUCCUUUCUGCUCUAUCCAAGACUUUUCUCCAUCAUUUUGUGCCAGUACGGUGAAGGCCUAGGUUACCUUGAUACAAAGGUGGAUAGAGCCGGGGUGCUUCGACUCAAUCCCCUUGUUCGUCACACAAUGGCUUCGUGGCUCCUCCGUCGGCCAUGGCGAUAUUCUAAUAUUUUCCUUCAACUCCCACCUAGCUCUUUAUACUCCAACCAGAAUCUAAAUACUGCAAUUAUUCAAAUUUGGAGAAGACACGAUGUAGCAUCCGCGUUCCAAUUAUUGAAGCCCUGGUCAACUUCAUGUCACUUGAGCACCACACCAUAUUCUGCACGCAUCCAUGAAACGCAUUCCAACUUCAACCCUGCGGCUCCAUCAUCAGGAAUAACAGCAACCUCACAAGGUAUUCCUCCGAAGUCGCUUCCGGUGUACACGCCUCCUCGGAUUGGCCUUCUCUCUUACCUCCCUAAACCAAUUGUUCCGUACGCCGAACUCAUCCGACUGGACAAGCCCACUGGAACUUAUUAUCUCUUCUUCCCAUGCCUCUUCAGCACACUCAUUGCUGCUACAAUGGCCACACCAAUAACCACACCGUCCGCUGUCGUUGGUGCCACGACCUUGUUUCUUACCGGAGCUCUGGUAAUGCGAGGAGCUGGCUGCACCAUAAACGACCUCUGGGACCGCAAUCUUGAUCCACAUGUUGCGCGCACUCGGCUAAGACCUAUCGCGAGAAAGGCUAUAAGCGCAAAAGCAGCAAUUUUGUUCACCAGUGGCCAGCUUCUUAUCGGACUAGCUGUACUUUUAUCACUGCCUUUCGAGUGCUUCUGGUAUGCAACUCCAUCGCUUCUAUUUGUUGCCACUUAUCCUCUGGCCAAACGCUACACCAACUAUCCUCAGUUUGUGUUAGGCCUUACGUUCUCUUGGGGCGCAAUGUUGGGAUUUCCUGCAUUGGGAGUGGAUCUUCUUACAAAUCAACCCGCUCUCACUUCGGCAGCCCUCUUGUACUCGAGCAACGUUGCUUGGACAGUGCUGUACGACAUGAUUUACGCACACAUGGAUAUUGAAGAUGACGCAAAGGUCGGGAUCAAGAGCAUCGCGCUUAAGCAUGACAAAGAAACCAAGGCGGUCUUGACGGGGCUUGCUGUAAUCCAAGUAGCACUCUUGGCCUCUACUGGCGUCGUUGCAGGAAUGGGCCCAAUCUUCUUCGCUGGGUCUUGUGGAAGUGCGGUGGCAACAUUAGGAACUAUGAUCUGGAGGGUAAAUUUAAAGGAUGUAAAAGACUGCUGGUGGUGGUUCAAAAAUGGUUGUUGGUUAACAGGAGGCGGCAUCGCUCUUGGGCUCGUCGGAGAAUACUUCGCUCAAGCCCACGGUUUAUACAAGGGGGAGGAAAACUCAGGCCGGGAUUAGAAAUAGGUCGCUACUUCUCCUAGACUACCUGUUGGUAUUAUAAACCUGGAGUUGCGGACUAGUCUAGCUUAAUAUGCAGGGCAGAAAAGAGCUGC